AUGUUAUGCACACCAGCUGCGGAACGUAACAAACAGCCAAUAUUGGAUAUUCUCAAACAAUAUAUCGACAAUCAAUCACGUACGUUGUUGGAAAUUGCAUCUGGUAGUGGUCAGCAUGUUUGUUAUUUUGCACCACAUUUUCCAAAUGUCCUAUUUCAACCCUCCGAUAUGGAUGAUCGUCACGUGAAAUCCAUAAAUCUAUACAUUGAUCAUUUCAAGUUGUGCAAUGUUAAGCAGGCUUUGAAAAUUGACGUUCGAAAUGAUAUUAGCAGCUGGAACUUGCCGAUUGAAUUCCAACCGGAACAAAUCGAUUAUCUCUUAUCGAUAAAUAUGAUACAUAUCAGUUCAAAUGCUGCUGUCGAUGCACUGUUUAAAAGGGCUGGAUCGUUACUUUCUAGUAAACAUGGUUUGUUGAUUACAUAUGGUCCGUAUGCUAUGAAUGGUGAAAUAACUCCGCAAAGUAAUAUUGACUUUCAUCGAUCACUUCUUUCCACUAAUCCUGAAUGGGGUUUACGUGAUAUAAAUCUUUUGAAUGAGAAAGCGGCUAUUAGUGGAUUAUAUGUGCAAAAAAUACAUGAUAUGCCAGCCAACAACAAAAUGAUAAUUUUUGGACGACAGCCUGUAUCAUGA
Molecule: messenger RNA, 630 nt
Organism: Brugia pahangi
Lineage: Eukaryota; Metazoa; Nematoda; Chromadorea; Rhabditida; Onchocercidae
Source: the annotation of a GenBank genome assembly